Messenger RNA from Acomys russatus (golden spiny mouse), 3415 nucleotides. RefSeq names its product thyroid hormone receptor associated protein 3 (gene Thrap3). Gene Ontology annotation, biological process: positive regulation of transcription by RNA polymerase II. The record is from RefSeq and is a predicted model, not a curated record. The transcript has 11 exons. Gene Ontology annotation, molecular function: DNA binding; transcription coregulator activity. Gene Ontology annotation, cellular component: mediator complex. The coding region runs from base 145 to 3003 and encodes 952 amino acids. NCBI's taxonomy places the organism in Eukaryota, Metazoa, Chordata, Mammalia, Rodentia, Muridae.
AGCGGAUCGAGGUGGUAGCCGCCGUAGUCGGAGAGCGGGGACGCAGGGCGCGCUGUCGGGCGGGGGUGAGGUUCGGGCCGGUUGUGCCGUUGCGAGACUGCAGCUGUAGUCGCUUCGGCUGGUCCAGGUAUAAUCUCUUCCAAGAUGUCAAAAACAAACAAAUCCAAGUCUGGGUCUCGCUCUUCUCGCUCAAGAUCUGCAUCCAGAUCUCGGUCUCGUUCCUUUUCAAAGUCUCGGUCCCGAAGCCGAUCUGUCUCUCGUUCAAGGAAGCGCAGGCUGAGUUCUAGGUCUCGUUCCAGAUCAUAUUCUCCAGCUCAUAACAGAGAAAGGAAUCACCCCAGAGUAUAUCAGAAUCGAGAUUUCCGAGGUCACAACAGAGGCUACAGGAGGCCCUAUUAUUUCCGUGGGCGAAACCGAGGCUUUUAUCCAUGGGGCCAGUAUAACCGAGGUGGCUAUGGAAACUACCGUUCCAAUUGGCAGAACUACCGGCAAGCAUACAGCCCUCGUCGGGGCCGUUCUCGAUCACGUUCCCCAAAGAGAAGGUCCCCUUCGCCACGGUCCAGGAGCCAUUCUCGGAACUCUGAUAAGUCAUCUUCUGACAGGUCAAGACGUUCCUCAUCCUCCCGUUCAUCCUCCAACCACAGCAGAGUUGAGUCAUCUAAGCGCAAGUCUACAAAAGAGAAAAAGUCCUCUUCUAAGGAUAGCCGGCCAUCUCAGGCAGCUGCUGAUAACCAGGGGGAUGAGGCAAAGGAGCAGACGUUCUCUGGAGGCACCUCGCAAGAUAUAAAAGGAUCUGAGAGCUCAAAGCCAUGGCCAGAUGCCACCACCUAUGGCACUGGUUCUGCAUCACGGGCCUCAGUUUCUGAUCUGAGUCCCCGGGAGAGAAGCCCAGCUCUCAAAAGCCCACUCCAGUCUGUGGUGGUUAGGCGGAGGUCACCACGCCCUAGCCCAGUGCCAAAACCUAGUCCUCCACUUUCUAAUGCAUCCCAGAUGGGCUCAUCUAUGUCAGGUGGUGCUGGAUAUCAGUCUGGAACGCACCAAAGUCAAUUCGAUCAUGGAUCUGGGUCUUUGAGUCCAUCCAAAAAGAGCCCUGUGGGUAAGAGUCCACCAGCCACUGGCUCUGCGUAUGGUUCGUCUCAGAAGGAGGAGAGUGCUGCUUCGGGAGGAGCAGUGUACACAAAAAGGUAUCUGGAAGAGCAGAAGACAGAGAACGGGAAAGAUAAGGAGCAGAAACAAACAAAUACUGAUAAAGAGAAGCUAAAAGAGAAAGGGAGUUUCUCUGAUGCUGAUGUAAAGAUGAAAUCUGAUCCAUUUGCUUCCAAAACGGACACUGAGAAGCCCUUCCGAGGCAGCCAGUCACCCAAAAGGUAUAAGCUCCGUGAUGACUUUGAGAAAAAGAUGGCUGACUUCCACAAGGAGGAGAUGGAUGAGCAAGAUAAGGACAAAAGUAAGGGAAGGAAGGAACCUGAGUUUGAUGAUGAGCCUAAAUUCAUGUCUAAAGUCAUCGCCGGUGCAAGCAAAAACCAGGAGGAAGAGAAGUCAGGCAAAUGGGAGAGCCUGGUGCAUAUGGGGAAGGAAAAGCAGAGAAAAGCAGAGGAGCUGGAGGAGGAGCCUUUCACAGAGAGAUCCAGAAAGGAGGAGCGUGGAGGGGCCAAGAGGAGUGAGAGUGGGCACAGGGGCUUUGUGCCAGAAAAGAAUUUUCGGGUGACUGCAUACAAGGUGGUCCAGGAAAAAAGCUCAUCACCUCCCCCCAGGAAGACCUCUGAGAGCCGUGACAAGCUGGGAAACAAAGGAGACUUUUCCUCAGGGAAGUCUUCCUUUUCCAUUACUCGGGAGGCCCAGGUCAAUGUCCGGAUGGACUCCUUCGAUGAGGACCUUGCACGACCCAGUGGCUUACUGGCUCAGGAACGAAAGCUUUGUCGGGAUUUAGUCCAUAGCAACAAAAAGGAACAGGAAUUUCGUUCCAUUUUCCAGCACAUACAGUCGGCCCAGUCUCAGCGCAGCCCAUCAGAACUGUUUGCCCAGCACAUAGUGACGAUUGUUCAUCAUGUUAAAGAGCAUCACUUUGGAUCCUCUGGAAUGACAUUACAUGAACGCUUUACUAAAUACCUAAAGAGAGGAAAUGAACAAGAAGCCGCUAAAAAUAAGAAAAGCCCAGAGAUACACAGGAGGAUAGACAUUUCUCCCAGUACAUUCAGAAAACAUGGUUUGACUCAUGAGGAAUUGAAAAGUCCCCGGGAAGCUGGCUACAAGGCUGAGGGAAAAUACAAAGAUGAUCCUGUUGAUCUUCGCCUUGAUAUUGAACGUCGUAAAAAACAUAAGGAGAGAGAUCUUAAGCGAGGUAAAUCAAGAGAGUCCAUGGAUUCCCGAGACUCUAGCCACUCAAGAGAAAGAUCAACUGAGAAAACAGAGAAAACCCACAAAGGAUCGAAGAAGCAGAAGAAACACCGCAGAGCAAGAGACCGGUCUAGGUCGUCCUCAUCCUCUUCCCAGUCAUCCCACUCCUACAAAGCGGAGGAGUACCCCGAGGAAGCAGAGGAGAGGGAAGAGAGCACCACAGGCUUUGACAAAUCCAGACUGGGGACCAAAGACUUCGUGGGUCCAAACGAAAGAGGCGGCAGAGCUCGGGGAACCUUUCAAUUUCGAGCAAGAGGGAGAGGUUGGGGCAGAGGAAACUAUUCUGGUAACAAUAACAACAACAGCAACAAUGAUUUUCAAAAGAGAACCCGGGAAGAGGAAUGGGAUCCAGAGUAUACACCCAAAAGCAAGAAGUAUUACUUGCAUGAUGACCGGGAAGGUGAGGGCAGUGACAAGUGGAUGAGCCGAGGACGAGGACGAGGAGCCUUCCCCCGGGGUCGGGGCCGGUUCAUGUUCCGGAAGUCCAGUACCAGCCCCAAGUGGGCCCACGACAAGUUCAGUGGAGAGGAAGGAGAGAUUGAAGAUGAUGAGAGUGGGACAGAAAACAGAGAAGAGAAGGACAGUUUACAGCCCACAGCUGAGUAGGGGCCACUCUUGAGCCCUUGCCCAGGAGAGAAAGGCACUGGGAGAGGCUGGUGGAGCUAAACAAGGAGCCUCAAGAAGAUCCUGAAAACCCCACCCCACAACCCACCAGCCACACAGGACCCUAUGACAGCUAUCCCGGUGCUGUCCCGCUGGACAGAGAACUCUGGCACAGAACCUAGGAUCAGGCCCAUGUCUUGAGCAGACCACAACACAAUGGGCUCCGCUGUUUCUCAUUUGUUGGUGUGUGGGGUGGGGGCAGGGUAGGGAGAAUGAUGCUGAUGCUUGGAUUUUUUUUUUUCCCCUUUCCUUUUCUUUUGGUCUCUUCCCCAUUAGAAACCAAGUUUUCUUAAUUUCAUUUCCUUUGGAACUAAGAGGGUGAGCUUGGCUUUCAGUCUCUUCCUACCCCCAUUUA